This is a messenger RNA of Brassica napus (rape), 1763 nucleotides long. Its product is annotated as polycomb group protein FERTILIZATION-INDEPENDENT SEED 2-like. The record is from RefSeq and is a predicted model, not a curated record. Gene Ontology annotation, cellular component: nucleus. The coding region runs from base 204 to 1547 and encodes 447 amino acids. Lineage: Eukaryota; Viridiplantae; Streptophyta; Magnoliopsida; Brassicales; Brassicaceae. Gene Ontology annotation, molecular function: chromatin DNA binding. The transcript has 14 exons.
UUAUGGUCCAAACACUUAGUGAUUAGGGUUUAGGAAUGUUAUUAUGUCUUAUAAAUAUCAUCUAUUGAUAUGCACAAUCCGCCGCACCAAAUCUUUUUAGAAGAGAAUAGAAUAUCUCAAAGUUUUUCGCUCGUGUGCAACACAAACUGCUCUUAACUGUGUAGCAAGAUCGCUUGCGUGACAGUUUCAAACUAAUCAAGCAGAUGGCUGGCGUUAGGCCCUUAACGGAGGAGGAUAAGGAAGUUAUCUCAUUAUAUGGCAAACCAAUUACCUUGUACGGCAUUCUUCAAGCUUUUACACAAGACAAGCCACGUUUCCUUCCUAGGUGUUUGAGUUACAAAAUACAGGCGAGGAAAAAUAAGAUGGCAAAUCUAAGUGGAAUCACAAUUUUCAACUACAUGAAUUGUAACAACAUCAUACUGAGAUCCCAAGUUGUGAAAAGGACUUCUUGCCCAUUUUGCCGAAUGAAAUGUGGAAGCCUCAAGGGCGUGAAACAUCAUUUGACGUCAUCGCAUGCCUUAUUUGACUUUAACUUUCGGCUGUCGGAGAAUGGUCAUCCGAUGUUUGAUGUCUCCGUGAAACCUGAUGCAUUCAAAAAUGGGGUACAAAAUGAUGAUUUAGAGGAGCACAAUCGCGUUAAUACCUACUUUUAUCGCUCGAAAUCCCGUAUGCGAGGCCAAAGAGGUGUUCCUAAGGGACGUAAAUGUUGUAAGAUUUUCGAGAAGUAUUCAGAAGAUGUCCCUCGUGACAAAGCAAAUGAAAUUCCUCAUGUGAACGGUGAUAAUAUCCCAUCCUCCCUAGCAAGAACUCGUUUGUCGGGACAGACUAGCGACAUUCAGACAGUAACUCAACUAGAGAUAGGUCAGUCUUCUAAAGCUAAGAGGCCUCGUGCUACUGGGAGAAAAAGGUUAAAUCCACGGCGGCUCGAGGCCGAAAGAACCGAUCUUCUGAGGAGUCGGCAGUUCUAUCACUCUAAAACAUUGCAGCCAAUGACCCUGGAAGAAGUACUGUCUGCUGCGGACAGCGAUAAUGAAAAUGAUAAAGAAUUUAAAGAUUUUCAAGAACGCAUGAAGAUUGAUCGGUUGGUGGAUGCGAGCGAUGAUGAGAAGAGAUUUAUGGUGCUUUGGAACACAUUCAUGGAUGAUCAAAGUGUGUACGCGGAUAAACAUGUUCCUUGGGCAUGUGAACAGUUCGUAAAACAUCAUGCGAAAGAGCUGAUCACUCCUGAACUUUCCUGGCAAUGGAGAAUGUUCGCAAUUGAUACGCUGUGUAUAAAAUACGGUCUGAUAUCUCCCAAGACCAUGGACAAGUGCAGUAUCAUCCUGCAGAAGGCACAGCUAGAAGAAGAAUUCCCAGAAGAAGCGGCGGCAGCAGCAGAAAUGGAGGCAUUGGAAGAAGCGGAGGCAGCAGCAGAAGCAGCGGCAAAAGCGGCAGCAAAAGCAUCCGCCGCUAAAGGCACAAGAAAAAGCGCCAGAAUACAAAAGAAGAAGAUGCAAGAAGCAGAGAGAGCAUUAGCCAUGGUGUGUGUCAGAGAUCUUCAUUUCUGAAGUGAGAGAUCAAAAACUGUUUUAAAAUUCCCGUACUCAGAUACCAUUUCCUUCCUUUCAAAUUAUGUUGAAGUAAACUUUUGGUUUAAUCUUUUUAUUAUUCUCAAGGGGUUACAAACUACAAAGACUGAUUAUGAUACUUGAAAAGGAGAAUUAAUUCAUGUUUUUUUCCUUAUCAAAGGUUAAUGAGGGACAAGUUAGUUUUUAAUUACAAAA